AUGAGCGAUAUACGAUAUAGUUUGAGAAACAUUUAUUGGUCGAAAGAUUACAUAACUGGUAUUAAAGCCUUUUUAACGAGGGUUGCCAGUGAAAACAAGUUAGUCCACGAUAAGAUAGAAUUUUAUACUGACUAUCUGGCUAAAUGCUGGAGACCGUUUAUUUCUCAUCUGGAAGCAUUGGAGCAUGAUCACGAGGUUCCAGUGGCUUUAAAGAAUCUUGUAACAGGAUACAAUGGACUGAAGAUCGAAAAAACAAUAAAUGAACAAUGCAUAGAGGUUUUACAAGUGAUUUACAGAGAUAAUUGGAAGAUGCACCAUGAAUUGAAUGAAGAAUUAAUGCAAUUAUUUGAUGCGUAUGCUAACGAUUUCAAAUUAACUAAAGAAGCAUUCAUAGAAUGUGAAAAUCGUGCUAAUCUUCCCUCAAAGACAAAGAUAAAAAAUGAGUCAGGUGAUGAAACUGUUGAGGAGACAAAUGUCGAGCCUUCUAUUGUCCCUUUAUUCGCGAAUGUAACGUUUCCUUUUGUUUUGGACGAUAAAUUGAAUUUCAAGAAUGAGAAAGAAUUGUUUGAUUUUAGUGUUGCAUUGAAGGAAAAAACUUUGACUGAAAGGAGCAUUGUUCCAAUUCCGAAGUUGACGAAUGAAUUUUUCAAAGCUGAGAAUAUUAUAAAUGCCAUUAAGAAAAUUGAACCAAGGAUAAAUUCUUCUCCUUUCAAUGUUAAUCAUAUUGGACAGCAACUGCUUAUUUUAGGUUUAAUCUCUGAAUAUUCUCUUUACAGUAGUAAUCCUAAAAGUUUUGAUAUUAACAAGUAUUAUUAUUGGAAUAACGGGAUAUUAGCCGAAAAAGUUGAUUCACCUGAUAAAUCUAAGACGUCCAAUGCUUUAAAAUCGGAAAAUAGCAUACAGUCUUCCAUAUCGUCGUGGAUUAGGAAAGUUAGUGGUACUACUUUGGACGACAAUUCAGAAGCAGAAAAAUUAUCUUUCGAAUUUACUGAAUGGCGUAAGACAUUUGUUAAAAGAUUCAACAGGUUAGAGUACUCUGAGGCUCAAUUAGAGAAUAUAUUUUUCCAUUCAUGCAAUAAAUAUGAAAAUAUUUCUCUUGAAACGAACAAAAUUGUAAAUGAAACGAACAGAGUUUUCAAAAGACUCAUAGAAAACACCCAAGGACAUUCGGCCAGUGAAGAUACAAUUGAAAACGAAAAGACUUUAGAAAAUAUAAAUUAUUCAAUGGGGUUCUUUUGUAGAGGUAACACUGUACCUUUUACAAAAUGGUCCAAUUCUCUAACUUCUUCGCAGCAAAAGUUUAUGUUUGGAACAAGUGAAAUUGACUCUGAUAUUUCAAAUUCAGUGAGACUUUUACUCUGCACAAUCGAAGGCUAUGAAAAAGAAGAAAUCUACAAAAAUUGGGCUAGUAACGUAAGCUUUAUAAGACCAAACAAUUUGAAGAGAGAAAUUUUGACGGAAUUUAUUAAUGACAAUAUAGAUUCUAACUCGUUGGCGCUACAGGCGACAGUUUCAAAAUAUUCAAAUACGACGAAAUUUGUCGCCAAGGAUUGGGUUGAUCUAAUGAAGUUGUGGCUUACUGAAUUACCCGAUAGUUUGAUCCCAUCAAUUUUAUUUGACACCAUUAAGAAAAAUCGUGAUCUUAAUGAUUUUGAAUGGGUAGAUAAAAUCCCAUUAGGAAAUCUUCAAGUUCUUUUAGAGAUAUCUUGCCAUUUCAAACGACUCGGAAACGAAGGCGGUGACAUCAAGUGCUUAUUUUGGGAGAAUGGGGACAUACCCUUUUAUCAUUAUUUUGUAAGAAAUCCAACUUCGAAGAAGGAUUACGAAGAUGAUAUUUUGAAAUUAACACCUGUAAUUCACCGUUUUCUUACUAGUUCCAAGAUAGAAGCAAAACUUGCAAAAAAAAAAACUGAGAAACUAACUGAAAAAGUGAAUAUACUUGUGGAAAAAGCUGAGCCAAUGGGACUAGCAGAUGCAAAAGAAAUUAAACGUUCAAACAGUUUCAGCAUACCUUUGUUACAAACCAGCCAAAAUGGUGAGGACGAAGAAUUUUUACCUUUGCCAUUCAAGACAAGUUCUGCUAUGGCUUCACCUAAGGGUAAGAGAAGAAGUGGUAUAAAUCUACUUACAAAUAGCCCUUUAGAGAAACAAGAAGAUUGA
Molecule: messenger RNA, 2160 nt
Organism: Kazachstania africana CBS 2517
Lineage: Eukaryota; Fungi; Ascomycota; Saccharomycetes; Saccharomycetales; Saccharomycetaceae
Gene: RGD3
Product: Rgd3p
Exons: 1
Coding region: 1-2160 (719 amino acids)
Source: RefSeq, a predicted model, not a curated record